Molecule: messenger RNA, 3060 nt
Organism: Brienomyrus brachyistius
Lineage: Eukaryota; Metazoa; Chordata; Actinopteri; Osteoglossiformes; Mormyridae
Gene: zdhhc3a
Product: zinc finger DHHC-type palmitoyltransferase 3a
Exons: 7
Coding region: 440-1336 (298 amino acids)
Biological process (GO): peptidyl-L-cysteine S-palmitoylation; protein targeting to membrane
Cellular component (GO): Golgi apparatus; endoplasmic reticulum
Molecular function (GO): protein-cysteine S-palmitoyltransferase activity
Source: RefSeq, a predicted model, not a curated record
UGGUCGCAGGAAGUCUUGCCUCUGGAAGGCGUCUGACUUCCUGGUUCCCGAUCGGCUGGGGCGGUUUGCCAGACAUUGGAAUAAGGCGAAGAGCCGGGGGCACCAGGAUCGGAUGCCUUUUCUGAUGUCUUUAUUUUAAAAAAAGGGAAACAUACCAGAGGGAGGUUUGCUCCAGUUUGUUUGGUUUAUCGGGGGGGUCCAUUCGUGCACCUCGGGGACAGAGGAGGCGUGACUCGCUCUUCGAACCUGGGGGGGUGAGAGAGUCAGUUAAUGUGUGGCUGACUUAUCAGACGCAGAGUGAUCGGGGCUUAAAUAUCAGUCUGACAAAUACAAUUAUAUGCAUUCAUAUACCCGGAGAAAAUACUCUGAAGACAUCCGCUGAAGGGACAAGUGGCUCUCGACUGGGGAAAAUGCAGGCCCAUGGAGCGGCCGUGGUAGGAUGAGGAUCCCGACUUCGCGCUGCAGGGAUAUCGAGAGGCAGGCCGGCUUUCUCCAGCCCGAGCAGUGCGCCCCACCCCCUCUGCACGGCCCCCCCGCCGCCAUGUGGUUCAUCAGGGAUGGCUGUGGCAUCGUCUGUAGCAUUAUCACCUGGCUGCUGGUUUUCUAUGCCGAGUUCGUGGUGAUUUUUGUCAUGCUGCUGCCCUCAAAGAGCCUGGCCUACAGCCUGAUCAACGGGAGCCUCUUCAACAGCCUGGCCUUCCUCGCUCUGGCCUCCCAUUUUAGGGCCAUGUGCACUGACCCGGGCGCCGUGCCGAAGGGGAAUGCCACAAAGGAGUUCAUCGAGAGCCUGCAGCUGAAACCCGGCCAGGUGGUCUACAAGUGUCCCAAGUGCUGUAGCAUCAAGCCAGACAGAGCACACCACUGCAGUGUCUGUAAGCGGUGCAUAAGGAAGAUGGACCACCACUGCCCCUGGGUCAACAACUGCGUGGGCGAGAACAACCAGAAGUACUUUGUACUUUUCACAAUGUACAUCGCUCUGAUCUCUCUGCACUCACUGGUCAUGGUGGCCUUCCACUUCCUCUACUGCUUCGAGGAGGACUGGACUAAGUGUAGCACCUUUUCGCCUCCAGCAACUGUCAUCCUGCUCAUCCUCUUGUGUUUCGAAGGCCUCCUCUUCCUCAUAUUCACAUCCGUGAUGUUUGGAACCCAAGUGCAUUCCAUCUGUACCGACGAAACCGGCAUAGAGCAGUUGAAAAAGGAAGAGAGAAGAUGGACUAAAAAGACUAAGUGGAUGAACAUGAAGGUGGUGUUUGGUCACCCCUUCUCGAUAGGCUGGCUUAGCCCGUUCGCGACACCUGACCACGGGAAGGCCGAUCCGUAUCAGUAUGUGGUCUGAAGGGCAGAGCCGGCUCAGCCAAGCCCGCCCCAGUCACCCGACCGCGUUGCCCCUUGCCCCAGUUCCCCGUACUCAGAUACAGACUCAUGAGGGCGCUGUUGAGGGCGAUGCCGACCUGGAUUAUAACCUACACUCAAACUCUUCUUCUCAUCUUUUUUAAUCUGUGCUUUAUUUUUUUUUUCCUCUGUAAACAAUCGAUGCAGAGUAUUAACCUUUCAAUAUUUUGUUUACUUGUCUGUCUGUGUACUGUGUUAAUUACGGCACUUCCUCUCUCUCACACUGGUGUCGCUCAAACCCUUGAUUGAACGGAUGUCAGAGCACGGGCCCUCUCUGAUUGUGACAGCAGUGUGUAAUUUGAUUGUGAGAAAGCUCAUGAGAGCACGGCGAGGUCUCUGCUCACUGGAAAUGUGAUAUCAGAGCCAGAACUGAGAACCCAAAAUACUUGGCUGGUUGAUUCAAAGCACACACCAUGUUGCCACGGCUUAUAUGCAUGCUCUCUCUGCUUAUUGGUGGGACUGGUCUGGACUUACUAAUGAUUGGGUGUUGUGCUUUCACCAUUUGCCAAUCAGUGUAGCAACUUGCACUCAUUGAUGUAUUUAUUUUUUUUUAGUUCUGGCUGAUUAGAUUGCAGAGCUUCAUGACCUCCCUUCAAUCUGGGUCUUGAAAUUUGGUCCUACCAUGUGACAGGUGGUGAAGUGCAACUAGAACUUUCUUGGUGUGUAUAUGUGAACGUGGAUCCGCUCUAUGCAUAGAGUCCUCGUCAUAUGACCGCCACGAUCUCUUCCUUGGUUCCUGUUCCAGCUCGCCCCUCCCCCACUCAUAGAGCCCAUGAAUGAAUGGGUUGUUGCGUGUGCUUUGGCUCUCCGUGCCGGCGACUUCUGCUAAAGUCUGUGAACACACCGCUGGUCUGACCUGUGCAAGCUACAGUGUGCCAUGAAAACAGUACUCAAUGAUGAACUGAGUUGCAGAAUUACCACAAUGAAUCUUGAACUUUUUUCCAUAGUUGGGGAAAAUACUGAACUCAUAAGAAGAGCUUGAAUUCACGAACUGAACAAGAGUUGCCAAUUUUUUUUGUUUUGCUUUUAUUCAUUAAUUUUCCGAAACGGGAAUUGUGCAGCGAUCAGACGUGGUGAGACACUUUGUGAAUUGUGCCACGUUCGCUGUCAAGCGUACAGCUGACUCAUCAGCACCUCCUGCAGGACUGCCACGGGAUGGCUGCCAGUGCAGAAAUGUUCUGUUGUCCUAGGUGGUUUUAUUUGCUCUCUGUUAUAACAAUGUGUCACUUGCAUUGUGUAUAGACAGUAAUCGGCUUGGCAGGGCACUCGUCACAGGGGGGCACAUACUGCCCCCAAGAAGUUGUGACUGGUGUGAAGGGAACCGUCAUAAUUAAAAUACCUGCCCUGAUUGGCUGGCUUUGUGAAACGAAGAAAACUGGGUGGCCAAAUAUUCGUCGCCUUCAUUUUUUUGGAAACAUGCCAACAUUUGUCCCCUAAUAGAUAUCUUUUUCUCGUACCAUGGAUGCCCACUUACAGCUGGCAAAAGAAACGCUUAGAGGUUGCCUGCCCGCCUACACAGGCUAGGAGUCCAGCUCUCUCAUAAGGGAAUUCCAUUCAGGAACGAGGUUUAAAUACAAUAUACUCAUCCGGAUGUCUUUCCGAGGCAAGCAUAUUGUGCCAUUUGCUGCCUUUCACUUCGAAAGAAAAUGCAAUAAACUUCUUUUUUCA